AUGCCAAGACACUCGACUUGUAAAAUGCCUCCUAUGAUCUCUACUGCAGCAAAAAUGAUGUCUCGGAUAUCUAUUCUGCUUGUGCUGCUUCCUUUUGCACCAGCGGUGGGCCGACAACACUCCUCGGCAACCCAGACCUACAUAGUCCACAUGGACGCUACCAAGGCCGCGACUCUCGGUCGCUCCCUUGGUGGAACCAAGAGAUGGGCUGAAGCUGUGCUAGAAUCCAUUUUCCAACUCUCCUCCUCAGAAAACGAACGAGAGGUAUCAGCACCACCCCAGCUCCUCUACGUCUAUGACACUGCUUUCUCGGGCUUCGCCGCCAAGCUUUCGCCCAAGCAAGCAAAAUCUCUGCAGCAGCUUGAUGGUUUUCUCUUUGCCUAUCCCGACGACAUGGUGAUCCAACUCCACACCACAUACUCCCCACAAUUCUUAGGCCUAAUGCCCGGCAGAGGGCUGUGGACAUCGCCCAACCUAGCUGCCGAUGUCAUCAUCGGUGUGGUUGACACCGGUAUCUGGCCCGAGCAUGUUAGCUUCAGCGACGCCCACAUCUCCGGCAGGCCCACCCGCUGGAGAGGCGCUUGCGAAGCGGGCACCAUGUUUUCCUCCAAGAACUGCAACAACAAGCUGAUUGGUGCUCGCGCCUACUGGAAAGGCUACGAGGCUAUAGCUGGACCGAUAAAUGAGACUAGAGAGUUCCGGUCGGCGAGGGACUCGGAAGGGCAUGGCACUCACACUGCAUCAACUGCAGGUGGCGACAUUGUUGCCGGUGCUAGUCUCUUCGGCAGUGCUAAAGGCUCAGCUACGGGCAUGAGGUACACCGCAAGAAUUGCAGCCUACAAGGCGUGCUGGAAAUCAGGCUGUGCCGAUUCCGAUGUACUGGCUGCGGUGGAUCAGGCCGUGGCGGAUGGUGUGGAUGUCCUGUCCCUCUCCCUUGGAGGUGGUUCUCAGCGCCCUUUCUAUUCUGACAGCGUAGCCGUUGCGGCCUUUGGAGCCAUCCAGAAAGGUGUAUUCGUGUCAUGCUCGGCCGGAAACUCUGGUCCCUACGAGGCUACCGUGACCAAUACUGCACCAUGGAUCAUGACGGUCGCUGCAAGCUACUUGGACCGAAGCUUUCCUACAGAGGUAAAGCUCGGUGAUGGCCGCACGUUGAAAGGUGCGUCUCUUUACUCGGGGAGGCCAACAAAACUGCUGCCGAUCGUCUACGACAAGACCGCCGGCAGACAAAGUGCACGAUAUUGUGGACCAGGCUCCCUCUCACCAAAGCUUGUUAAAGGAAAGAUUGUCCUCUGUGAACGGGGCAUUGUUGGGCGGACCCAGAAGGGGGAGGAGGUUAAGCUCGCCGGAGGUGCCGGAAUGCUGCUGGUGAACUCUCAAGAACAAGGGGAAGAGCUGUUUGCUGAUCUCCAUGUUUUGCCUGCUUCGACACUAGGGGCAGCUGCCGCAAAGGCAAUUAAAAGCUACAUUACCUCUUCGAAGAGGCCCAUGGCCAUGAUCACAUUUCUCGGAACGGCAUACGGGCAGCCGGCACCAAUGAUGACAGCAUUCUCGUCGAGAGGACCAAGCUUGGUCGUCCCAGACAUCAUAAAGCCAGACGUAACUGCACCAGGCAUGGGUAUACUAGCAGCAUGGCCACCUUCUACGAGCCCUUCCCUCGUUGAGAGUGAUACACGUAGGACUAAUUUCAAUAUAAUUUCCGGCACCUCCAUGUCUUGCCCACAUGUCAGCGGACUCGCAGCACUCCUUAAGGGCGUCCAUCGGGAUUGGUCUCCAGCUGCGAUAAAAUCGGCAUUGAUGACCACUGCGUCCACUCUCAAUAACAAGAAUGGCUCCGUUGUCGACGUUAGCUCGGGACAGCCGGCAACUCCAUUUGCGUUUGGGUCGGGGCACGUUGACCCCGAAAGAGCCUCGAACCCGGGCUUGGUCUAUGAUAUUAGUCCGAAAGACUACUUGGAUUACCUCUGUAGCUUGAACUACACUUCCGCACAGUUGGCAACAUUGGCCAGGAAAAAUUACAGCUGCCCGAACAACAGAAUACUUGGCAAUAUCCGGGACCUGAAUUACCCUUCCUUCUCAGUACUAUUUGACCGUGGGAGUCCAAACUUUACGGUGACGCAAACAAGGAUUGUGACCAAUGUGGGGCAGGCAAGGUGCAGAUACACGGUGAAAGUGCAUGAGCCGAAGGGAGUCACCAUGAAUGUGGAUCCGAAGGAGUUGGACUUUGUGGAGUUAGGACAGAAGCUUAGUUAUAAGGUGAGUUUUCUUGGACUGCGUGGGACUGACACUUCUUUUGGAGAGUUGGUGUGGGUGUGUGGUGAGUACUCAGUUAGGAGUCCGGUUGCAGUGACAUGGCAAUAGAUGAACCAAUUCUCCCAAGUUUCGGAGGAGUUUGCUCACGAAGCCCUCGAGGCCUCUGCAUUUCUGCAACUCCUUGCGGUAUCACCACUGGCUCAACCUAAAAUAAUCAUUGUGUGUGCCCAAUUUUAGUAGGAGAUACGGAACAGAGGAACAGUUACGCUCUUAGCAAGUAAUGGUGUAGUGCAACAUUGAUAUUUCACUUCUCAUCGUGCAGGCAAAGUUCCAAAUCAAAAAAGAUAGGGGACUGAUAUUGAUGUCUGGAUAUGUGUUCGUUGGAUUAUCACAAGCUAGGAGUUGAGCAAAUCACGACAGUUUGUUGUCAGAAAUAGACGAGUACAGCAUCAAAUAUGCAAAAAAGAAAAAUAACUUGAGCAAUGGAUCGAUCAUCAAUUUCAAAUGAGUGAAAUUUCUCAUCUUGGAUUGGAUAAUUAUUUAUUUUUACAAUCCACUGCCAUUUGAUGUAGGUGGAAGAAUGCAUAAGCUUUCAUUUCUCAGAGAGAAUGAACCGAAAAGUAAAUUUUUAACAAAAAAGACGUCAGUGUAGACUUGUGAAUU
This is a messenger RNA of Elaeis guineensis (African oil palm), 2913 nucleotides long. RefSeq names its product subtilisin-like protease SBT1.1. Gene Ontology annotation, biological process: proteolysis. Gene Ontology annotation, molecular function: serine-type endopeptidase activity. Lineage: Eukaryota; Viridiplantae; Streptophyta; Magnoliopsida; Arecales; Arecaceae. The record is from RefSeq and is a predicted model, not a curated record.